AUGAAGCUCGAAGACUUUGAUGAGAACGAAUUUAAAUAUGCUGUAAACGAAUGGUUGAAUAACGUGUCUCUAAAGAAACAGGGUGUUAAAUCCAAACCAGUGGAAAAGGAACAAAAUGUAAAUUCCUUUGUUGACAGAUUACAAUAUUUAGCAAAAUCUAAACGCUACAGUGAACAGUCGAUGAGAACAGAGAUUUUGGGAAUUCUCGAUGAAGUACUAAUUGAAGUUAGUGCUUGUGAUAAGACAGCUUUCCUUAACAAACUUACAGACGCUUUGAUGUGUAAAUUAGGCGAUGUUUUACUGAGUGAAACAAAAACAAUAAAUAGCGCGUGUAAUGUUAGUAACGAAUCCCAUGCAUAUUUACAUCGGAAUCAAGUUACUGAAAAAGGAACUAAGGAUUUUGUAGUCAAGGAAGUUACAGAAGGUUUACAGACUCAAAAAGUUCCGAAUUCGGGUUUGAAGCAAACAAUAGUAGAUUUAGUCGAUAUUUUAAAAGAUUCGGUAAAGAAUAACAUUGGAUUAGAAGAAAUAGCUACUACACUUCAUAAUACAACUAAUAAGUCCGCGGCAGAAAAAGCUUUUCCUCAACAAACGGAGAAAAGUAGAAAAAAGGUUACUAAAAGACAUGCAACGAAUUUCAGUACACAGCCAUUGACUGUUUUUAUGGUUCAAAAUUUGUCAAGAAAUUAUAUUUCUAAAACAUCAGGUACAAAAAUGUCUCAAAACAGUAUUGUCUCGGUCAUGGACAGGGAUAUCAAGGAAAAUUUAAUGCGAUACAAAACACAACUUGCUCAGCAGAUAGACCAAUGGCUUUCAGAUUUAGCAAUGUUAAAAGCAGAAGAUAGAGAUUUUAGACAAGCAGUAGUUCUUGACUUAGCCAGUGAUAUAGUUGAGAGACAAAAAUAUUUAGAGUUUAACAAAAACAUAACCUCAGAUAUAGAUGAACUCGAACAUUUAAAAUAUCUAAUAUUUAAAUGGGUGAAAAGGUGUGCCGGUGGGGAGAAUAUGGAAACUGUACAUCAUGCUGUAGAACUGAUGGAAAUGAUAAGGAAUAUACCAGUACCAAUGUUGAGCAGAUCCCGAGACCUAUUAAAAAAAUCUAGCAGUUAUAUAUGUUGUAAAAAGGCUCACUGUGAACCUGGUACUUCUACUGAUACUAGUAAAGAUAGUGUGCAUAAUUCUAGAUCGGAUUCUGGUAUACAUAACGGUAGAGAGUCAUUAAGUUCAGCACCUUCAUAUAUUGUGAUAGAUAGUGUAUCUCUAUUAAAAAACAAGAAAAAUGAUACAAGAAAACAAAAAGAUCCAAAAUCACCUCCAGUUAAUCAGUCUAAUAAACCUAAUCUAAGUCGCACAAUUACCAAUAACAAUUCUGAUUUUCCAAAAUACAGCAUAGAAAAUCAAGAGAACUCUCAAGAAACAAAAGACGAAUUGAAAAUUAAAAGAACAUACACCCAUAUUCUUAACAGUUUUAAUGCACGUAAAAUAAAUACCGAAAAUGUUAUUUAUAAUAGUGUGGGCCCAUCUAACAGUAUAUACAAAGAAGAACACUCUAGCCAAGAUAGUUUUGUAUCAAGUAGAUCUCAAGAUGAUUUGCAUAAAUCCUAUAGCGGUAUACGCUGCAAAGACCGUAUUUCCGUACCUGGUAUUUCUAUUAGCAUUACCAAAGAUGACGUAAAUACGUCAAAGGUAAACGUAACACGAAAGAAACAUCAAAACGAUUCUUUACUCACAAGCUACAUAAUACAUAAGAUUACCAAUAACAAACAUAAUAAAAGAGACAAAUUAAGAGAAGAAAUAGAUAAGGAAGAUAUACCAUCGAGACGAAAUAGUUCAAAGAGUGAGAAGAAGUUUAAUAAAACACAAGAUUCAAGCAACGCUUCUAAAGUUUUUGUCUCUUGCGAUAGUGUUAAUGAAGCGCAAAAUAAAAAUGAUGGUGCUAAAAAUAUUAAUCCUGAACCAGGACCCUCAGGGCUAGUGACUCCAGUACCUCCUCAUUCAGGUAAGCCAUCCAGUGCGGCUGCCCAACUUAUGGCUGAGUGGCGACCACAACCAGUGUUCACUCCGCCACCGCCUGGACAACCACUACUCGAACGGGUACACGAAGAAUUUAAAGAAUACCUCAAGAACUGGUGCCAACAAAUACCGAUUCCUGCCAAUACUUGCGACGAGAUUGAAGUAGCAGGAAAAUCUAGAUUAGGCAUUUUAAAUGGCAUUUGGAAAAUGAUAACGAAAUUAAAAACGCAACCGGCGGUAUUUCAGAACAAAUUUUACUAUGAAGAUGUAUUAGGGAAAGAAAUAGAUGGAUUAUUAGAUUGUUUACCGGAAUCACCAGAGUUACAAGAAAAAAAGUACGCCCUUAAAUCGCAACUCCUCGAUAAGAUAUCAGAUAUGAAUGAUUUGAUUAAAGAGAUAGAAACACCUGAUAAUUAUAAGGAAAUGGUCGCCCAGAAAGCUGAACUAUUGAAAGAACAGAAAUUAAGAAAAAUCGUCAGAUUAGACCGCGAGCCUCCAACGAAAAUAUUUGAAGAAAUGCUAAAGUACUGCACUCUACACGAUUACUUGACGCAAAAAGAUUAUAAGGAGACCAAUAAAAUGAUAGAAAAAGCGUAUCAAAACAAGUUAUUGAAAGCGAUCCAGGCGUCCAUGGAUGAUUUUAAGAAAGCUCAUGGCAAAGAAAUGGAACAACUUUACGGUGUCUAUAAAGAAAGCGAUAUCUUUCAAAAACUUAAUAAAGUACCCUUGCCGACAGAAGACGAAAUAAAGGAAAAUGCUGAUGAAAUUCUUCUAGGACUUGAAAUUGAGCAGUGGAUGAAAGAUUUACCAAUAAUUAAGAACGACGAUAGUAAUGAACAGCGUCAACGUGAAAGAUUAAGGGAUUCAUUGACGAAAAAAAUACAUGAAAUGAGAAAAAGAGUAAACAUUUCCGAUUGUUGCGGAGAUACCCAAGUAAGACAUGAGAUUUCUUACUUUCUGGAUAUGGUUCCACUUGAAAAAGAUCAAGAUUUAAACAUCAACAAGAUGGUUGACGAGCUUACCAAUAGAUUAAAGAACAGACAUGGGCCUGCCGGUAAAAGAAAAUCGGUAGCAUUCCAAGAUGGGAGUCGAUUACUAAACAGAAGUGAUUAUACUUUCGGAUCUCCAGCAUCAGAUAUUUACUCGCCUGAGGAUAAAUGGGCAUUCAAAGGCGACGAAGAUGCUCAAUAUAAAAGCCUUUUCCAAAAUCCUCCCCUAUGCUCCACUAGAAUUGAGCAGCCAGGCGAAUGGGACUUGGACGACGAUCAAGACGCUCAAUACAGAGCCAUGUUUAAAGAUGGCGUGCCGUGUUCUUCUAUGAUCGAACCACAGGCUGGUUAUGGCCGAGGCUCGCCUAUGCCACCAGAUUUUCGCCAUUCAUAUGAUCAAGCGCAACAUUCUGAUCCCCCACCGUGGCAAUUCAAUGACAGCGCUCGAGGAGGUUCAUUCGGUUAUUCUCGGCGAGGUUCGGAAGAAAGAUACCAAUAUCCUGAUGAGAUGGGAUACCCAAUGCCGCCUCGCCCGGGCACACAAUCACCAGGGUUCUACGAAAGUGCAGCAGCAAUGCCGAACGUUCCACCAGACAGCCAGUUCCAAUCGUUACUUGGAAGUAGUAUGUCUGGAGCAGCUCGUCAAGCUCCAAGAAUGACGGGACAAUUCAAUCAAUCACGGGGUGUAGGAUGGAUGCCGCCAGAGGAAGCAUCAGGUUUCGUAUCGAUGCAAGAUUAUGGUCCACCCCAAAUGUUGCCUCCUCGGCAGAGUUUCCCUAGAGAACCACCUGCAUUCUCACGUCGAUCUCAAAUAGAUCCAAAUAUAUCACAAGCAAAAAGAUCUGCAGCCCAAGGAUUUAUACCAAUGACAAGCUACGGACACAGGGAGCCACAAGGAUUUAUGUCAAUGCCUAGCCAACCAGGUGAAAUUCAGCCUUCUUUCCAUUCAUUUCCUCCAAAUGAAUUCAUGCAACCACAACCUGCGGCGUUCAUUCCCGAUAAUUCUCGUUCCUCGAGAAGAUCAAAAAUAGGAUCAAAUAUUGAUCCUAGUAUGCGACAAGGAUUACUGGAAGAUAGUGUUGAAACUGAUCAUAGUAUGCGACAGGGAGGACCAUUUGAUGUAUCAAUUCAAAUUCACGAAGCUCCUCGUCCACAUCAGCAACAACAAGUUGAUGGACCAAAUCCAUUUGUGUCAAUAGUAAGUCAACAACGACCGAACGAGUCUUUGGGAAAUCGGAACAGAUCCGUUCGGCAACCGACCCAGAACCAACCUUCUAUAAGAAUGUCUCCAGCUCGAGAUCGAACUGAUCUGGAUGAAAUUCAGGCGGCACAAAGCAUGAGCGCCCAUCACUUGUCUCAUAUACGAGCAGGAUUACAAGUACCAAGUGGCCAGCCUUCACGUCACACUCCAACCGAUAGGAUGACAGAAGCGGCCAGCAGAGAACCCUCAUCAUCACAGAGAGCUAGAUUAGCUCCAAACGCGCCUUCACCAGAAAUAAGCAACCAACCAGCCUUUUAUUCAACUCCAAUCCAACGAAGCAAUCCACCACCUCAUAAUAUAAGAGAACGUCGGCAGAUGGAAAAAGAAAGAGUUCCAGCUAGGAGACUGGACAUGGACGCAGAAGAGGCUGACGAAGGCGAGGAGAGGUGUCACUGCCGGCAAAGAUUUAAGCAAUGGAAGGGACAUAAUUGCCAGACUUGUGAUGAUUGUUUACAAGAAAGAUUCUAUUUUUAUCCGUACCCGUAUCCGUAUAUGUAUCCGCCGUUUGGAAGACAGCGGCCGCCGUAUCCACCACAUUGUAGAAGAUAA
Cydia amplana is the source of this 4812-nucleotide messenger RNA. RefSeq lists its product as uncharacterized. The transcript has a single exon. The coding region runs from base 1 to 4812 and encodes 1603 amino acids. The record is from RefSeq and is a predicted model, not a curated record. Lineage: Eukaryota; Metazoa; Arthropoda; Insecta; Lepidoptera; Tortricidae.